AUGUAUGCGCUCCAUGUGAAAGUAAAGAAAGCCAAUCAUCUGAAAAACAAGGAAAUAUCGGGAAAAAGUGAUCCAUAUGUGAUUGUAGAUUUCCAAGGUGUGAAACAGAAGACUAAAGUGAUAGAAGACGAACUAGAUCCAAUAUGGAACGAGACUGUAACAGUCGAUUUAAAAGGGAAACCUUUAGUUCCUUCGGACAAAAUACUUCUCAGAGUAAUGGAUUUCGAUAAAGUCACACCAGACAAAUUCCUUGGACAAGUGAUAAUUCCUCUACAAGCUGUAUUAUCAACAAGUGAUGAGGUACCAAUUUGUGUGGCAUUACAGAAUAAGAAAGGCCAAGAUAGUACGUCAACGAUAGAAGUUUCACUACGCUACCAAACUCCUCCAAAAGCUCCAGGAGCCUUAGCAAGUAAUGAGAUAGAACAAACGACUGGUGAUGACGAAAGAGGAGAUGCUGGUGGUGGUGCAGGCGGUGCAGGUGGAGGUGGAGGUCCUGGUGGCGGUGGCGGGGAUGCUGGCCUAGAUGCUAGUCAACUGGCUGAUGGUGAUGCUGGAGUGAAACGUAAGAAGAGGCUAGGGUUUACCGGUGGUCUAGCAGUUCGUCCACAAUAUUCAACUAAAAAACAAGAUUUUCAGAUCCGUGUUAAAGUUGUUGAAGCACGUCAACUACAAGGUGCCAAUAUCUCACCAAUAUGUAAAGUAACCUGUUGGAAAGAAAGCAAAGAUACACGUGUACGCAGUUGUACGAAUUCACCAUUUUGGGAUCAAAUCUUCUUCUUCAAUUAUUUUAAUUCAGCUGCUGAACUAUUAGAUCAACAACUUGUUUUCACUGUAUACGAUUCACGUCGACUUCGACGAGAUUCAUUGAUUGGUUCAUUUAAAUUUGAUUUAUCACUUGUUUAUGAAUCUGAACGUCAUUCAAUGAUUAAUAAAUGGUUAUUAUUGUGUAAUCCAGAAGAUCCAAUGUCUGGUGCAAGAGGUUAUUUGAAAAUAUCAGUUGUUAUCCUAGAACCUGGUGAUGAAGCACCUAGUAUGAAAGUCACUGAAGCAGAUGAAAAAGAAGAUAUCGAAGGAAAUCUUCUACGUCCAGCUGGUGUACAAUUGAGGCCAGCAAUUUUUAAAAUACUACUAUAUAUGGCUGAAGAUUUACCAAGAAUGGAUUCUGAUGCAUUUAAAGGAAUCAAGAAUUUAAUUAGUAAAUCAGAUGAGGAAAAAGAAUUUGUUGAUCCUUACGCAAUGGUUUCAUUUGCUGGAAAAUCUAUUAAAUCAAGUACAAAAUAUGGUACAGAUCAUCCUGAAUGGAAUGAAGAAAUUACCAUGAAUAUACAGUUUCCAUCCAUGUGCGAGAAACUGAAAUUCACCUUUUACGAUUGGGAUCGUAUUGGUUAUGAUGAUCCUAUAGGAACAGGGAUAAUUUCUAUAUCACAAAUAUCAGCUUUUCGUGAUGACACUAGCGGAUUUUUGCCAACAUUUGGUCCAAGUUUUGUUAAUCUUUAUGGUUCACCAAGAGAAUACAGUGAUCUACCAGAUAAAUAUGAAGCAUUAAAUCUAGGCAAAGGACAAGGUGUAGCCUAUCGUGGUCGUGUUCUCCUGGAAUUAUCAACUGAAUUAUUAGAUGAACCAACUGCUGAUGUUGUAAAACCAUUGGAACCGGAUACAAUAGCUAGAAUACAGAAAUCUUUACGACGCAGAAAAUAUCAAUUAUAUGUAGCCUUUCUAUCAGCUACAAUGAUUGAAGAGAAACGUGAUGGACCAAUUGAAUUUGAAGUUAGCAUUGGAAAUCAUGGCAAUAAAUUGGAUGAAUCAGUUACACCGUGUGCAUCGACUACACCGCCAACAAAUCCUGUCUCUGAUGGGCUACAUUAUUAUUACUUACCAUGGAGUGAAGAUAAACCUUGUACAAUGGUUGAUUCACAAUGGGAGGAUAUAUCAUUCCGUUUAGGUGCAGUUAAUCUGUUAUUAAGAAUUGCUGAUCAUUUGGCUAAAGGAAUUAAUCAUAUAACGCUUGCUAUAAAAGCCAAUCUACCGAUUGAAACUCAAGCACAGCUGGCUAUCUCAUCAUUGGAUGAAUUUAUUAUGGACUGCAAUCGAGGUCUACCACAAUGGGAACCAGAAAAUAUACCACAGAAUGAUAUGGAUAUACAUUUGCGUAAAUUACGUGAAGAUCAACUGAAUGCACUACGUGAACAAGCAUUGAAUACACGUGAAACUGUUUCGGAAAUUGAAGAUGCUUUGAAAGAAUUAAAGUCAUACAGAGAUAGUAUUCUAAAAUUAGCUGUUGAACCUCAAAUGAGUAUACCAGAUAUAAUUAUAUGGAUGUUAUGCGGAGGUAAACGUAUUGCCUAUCAUAGAAUACCUGCACAUGAAGUAUUAUAUCACACUAAUGAAGAUUAUCGUGGCAUGGAAUGUGGUAUACCACAAACAAUCAAUUUAAAAAAACCUGUUUUACUUAAAGAUGAAAAUAAAGUCGAGUGGAAAAUUCCAGCUCAAAUACGUGCUGUCAUCUGGUUCGGAUUAGAGAAGGAUAGAGCUGCUUGGACUGAAUCACAUGCUGAAUCAAAACUUCAAGUUGUCGCAGAAACGUAUGAAAAUCAAGCAUCUAUUGUUGGCAGUUGGGUGACUAAACGACCACCAUUAACUCGUCCAGCAUGGUCAGAUAAUACUGGUCGUAUUGAAUUAACUAAAGAAUCGAUUCAACUACCAAGUGGUUGGGAAUGGAUUGGUGAUUGGUAUGUUAGUCCAGAAGUUUCAUUAUUAUAUAAAAAAGAUGCAGGUAAAACAAGUUUUGUUGAAGAAUUAUUUUACAAUGAAUCUCGUACUCCAACAAGUCCAUGGAAAGCAUCUGAACCACCAUAUACAGAUGCACAAGGUGAACCAAAAUGUGAACCAAAUUAUGUUGAAUUACCAGCUGGUUGGACAUGGGGUGAUGAAUGGAAAAUUGAUUUUAAUCGUCCAUGUGAUGAAGAUGGUUUUGAGUAUACAAUUGAAGCAACUACUGGGGGUUAUGUAGCCUCUGAAAAGCUAUAUCAUAUGUUCCGUAGACGUCGAUUAAUACGUACACGUAUACUUGGUGAAAUUGGUGUACCUGUCAAACAAGAGAGAAGUUUAAGUUCAGAACCCGCUGAAUCUUGGGAAUAUGCCUUCAAUUUCGACUCGAAAUUUCAUACAAAAGAACGUAAAAUGGAUAUGGUACGAAGGAGACGCUGGCAUCGUGCAUUAGCUCCAAUUGAAUCAAGUACAGAAACGACUAUGUGUCUUUUACAAAUAAGAAAUAAUUCAAAACAGGCGGAGAGUAGUUUGAAGUUGAAAAAAAAAGAGAAUCUCACUGUACCAAGAGUAUUUAUGCGUUUUCGAACAUCCCAUAUAUGGCAUUUACGAGCUUAUAUUUUUCAAGCCCGCAGUAUUUUAGCAGCUGAUAACUCUGGAUUAUCUGAUGCGUAUGUACGAUGUUCAUUUCAAGGUUAUAGUCAAGAGACACAGAUUAUUCAACAAUCGCUAUGUCCAACAUGGGAUGAGACAUUGAUAUAUGAACAAAUUGACAUGUGUGGUGAUCCAAAGUCUAUAGAAUACAGUCCACCACCCGUUAUUCUUGAAUUAUUCGAUUAUGAUCAGUUGAGUUCAGAUCAUUUCUUAGGUAGAUUACAGAUUACACCAGUUGUUCGUUUAGAUCCAGAAACAUCCUGGAGAAAUAUACUUCAAUGGUAUACAAUUGAAAAACAAGGCAAAAAAGCUGGAGAUAUAUUAGCUGCAUUUGAAUUAAUUUUGCUUGAUGGUAAAACUCCACCACCACCACCUACACGUCGUGGAACAUUAUUCAAUGUUCCUGAAGGUAUACGUCCAGUACUUCAACGUACUGGUAUAGAAAUUCUUUGCUGGGGUGUUAGAUCAAUGCGUAAAUAUAAACUAUCCAGUGUUAAUUCACCAUCAGUAGAAUUUGAAAUUGGCGGUAAAGUGGUUGAAUCAACAAUUAUUAAAAGUGUUAAAAAGAAUCCAAAUUUUUCAUUACCAUUAUUAUUUUUGGAUGUUUUAUUACCAAAAGAAGAAAUCUAUUUACCACCAAUGAAUAUUUGUGUACGUGAUCAUCGCGCUUUUGGUCAAAAACCAAUUGUUGGUGUACAUGUAUUAACAGAUUUUCAAGAGUUUAAAGUACUUCCAAGAACAUCACAAACAGAUAUAUUGAUGGAUAUACAAACUUUAACUGAUAGUUCUCCAUUGACACAAGAACCCAGUUUAACCGAUCCCAGUGUAGUAAUACAUUCACCAAGUAAAGCAAAACAGAAGAAAAAAUAUAUGGAUCUUAAACAAAUUGAUGAUAAAGUUGACUGGUGGUCGAAAUUUUAUGCAUCAGUUGGUGAAUGGGAUAAAUGUCUAAAGUAUAAAGAAUUUGGUUAUGAUACAAUAUGUGUCUAUCCUCAUCCAUUGGAAGAUGUUGAAGGUUAUCAGGGUUUUACAGAUUUUUGUAAUACAUUUACCUUAACAAGAGGUAAAAAUGUUGACGCAGAUGAAGAUAAUUAUGCUGGAGAAUUUAAAGGCACAUUUCGAAUUUAUGCCUUACCAGAAGAUCCAAAAGAACAGCUACCAUUACGUUAUUUUGAGAAAUUAAGUGUAUCCUCAGAACCAGAAGAAUGUGUUCUACGCGUUUAUGUUAUACGUGCAAUUGACUUACAACCAGCUGAUGCUUCAGGACUUGCUGAUCCAUAUGUUGAAAUUGCUGUUGGACAGCAUAAAGUUAACUCAAAGGACAAAUAUAUUCCAAACACCUUAAAUCCUGAAUUUGGAAAAAUGUUCCAGUUGAAAUGUCUUCUGCCAAUUGAAAAAGAUCUUCACGUUAUUAUCAAAGAUUAUGAUGCUGUCGGUGCAGAUGAUAUCAUUGGACAAACAUAUAUUGAUUUAGAGAAUAGACGUCUGACAAAAUAUCGUGCUACAUGUGGUCUACCACAAUCUUAUUGUAUAUCUGGACCAAAUCAAUGGAGAGAUUCAAAACUGCCUAGUGAAAUUCUAUUAGCUGUAUGCGAUAGUUAUGCACUGCCAGCACCACAAUAUGAAGAACCGACAGAAAUUAAACCAAGUCCAAGUUGUCGUGUUGGUCAACGUGUAUUUGUACUAGAAGAUUUUGAACGUGGUAUGGUACCUAAUCCACAUUUAGGUCCACCAAAAGAACGUUUAGCUUUGCAUAUUUUAAAUAAACUUCCAUUGGUUAAAGAACAUGUUGAAACAAGAAUGCUGUAUAGUCCACUUCAGCCUAAUAUUGAACAAGGUAAAUUACAAAUGUGGGUUGAUAUCUUUCCCACUGUAUUGGGUGACCCUGGUCCACCGUUUGAUAUUUCACCAAGACAACCAAAUGAAUAUGUAUUACGCUUAGUUGUAUGGAAUACAUUCGAUGUUGUAUUAGAUGAGAAAUCUAUAACUGGUGAACGAAUGUCUGAUAUCUAUGUAAAGGGAUGGAUAGCUGGUUUAGAUGAUCGUCAAAAAACUGAUGUUCAUUAUCGAUCAUUGAAUGGUGAAGGAAAUUUCAAUUGGCGUUUUGUAUUUCCAUUUUUCUAUCUACCAGCUGAAAAUAAUAUAGUUAUUAAGCGUAAGGAACAUUUUUGGUCAAUGGAUGUUACUGAACAACGUGUACGACCACAAUUAGUUUUACAAAUCUGGGAUAAUGAUCUUUUCUCACCAGAUGACUUUUUAGGCACAUUAGAAUUAAAUCUGUCAAAUUUGCCUAGUCCGGCUAAAUCACGUAGUAAAUGUGCGCUGAAUAUGUUACAAUCGGUAGGGAAUGAAACCAAAAUGGUGAAUUUAUUUGAAUGUAAACGAUUGAAUGGAUUUUGGCCAUUUAUUAAUGAAGAAAGCGGUACACCUCUACUUACU
This is a messenger RNA of Trichobilharzia regenti, 5859 nucleotides long. The record is from the annotation of a GenBank genome assembly. NCBI's taxonomy places the organism in Eukaryota, Metazoa, Platyhelminthes, Trematoda, Strigeidida, Schistosomatidae.